Messenger RNA from Histoplasma capsulatum G186AR, 384 nucleotides. RefSeq lists its product as uncharacterized. The transcript is spliced from 2 exons. The coding region runs from base 1 to 384 and encodes 127 amino acids. NCBI's taxonomy places the organism in Eukaryota, Fungi, Ascomycota, Eurotiomycetes, Onygenales, Ajellomycetaceae. The record is from RefSeq and is a predicted model, not a curated record.
AUGCGUCGAAGCGACAGCAGACAUGGAAGCAACUGGUUAGCUGAAGCUGAUACAAUUGACUUCAAGCUGUUAGGCAGAUCGAGGAUUUGCAACAUCCAAUUGGAUUUCAGGUUGGACCCAGAUGUCCAAACGAAGCUGGGGAAGGGGCUCAUCUCUUUCCACAUAAAAUAUACCGAAGAACCACCAACGAGCAGACCAGCCUGGGUUGAGUGUAACCCCCGGAAUCAACUCCAAAUAAUAAUUGCGUGGGCAAAAAAGAAGUUGCUCGUGGUGUUUCACAGGUUUCGAGAGCGUGGACAUGUAACCAGUUCAUAUAACUACUAUGGAGAGGUUACAUACGAUCUGAUGCAGCGCACAGGGAGCCUGGCAGAGCUGAUGGUCUGA